AUGAAUUUAGUUAGUUUAUAUAGUCAUAACACUAAAAUUUUAGUUUUUUGUUUUAAGUCUGGGGCUAUUGGGUUUAAUACUCAAAUUUUGAAAAUCAAUCGACCUUAAAAUUAACUAGAAAAAAGAAUGAAUUUAAAAGGUGUUUUAUUUUUGGAAAAAAUUGUGAUUUUACUUUCAGUUUUUUAUUUUUACUUCAAUCUUUAAUAAAUUUAUAAAAAUAAGGACUGUUCAUCGCUUUCCAAUUUAAUUUAGCUUGACCUUUUAGUUUGAAUCAUUUCCUUAUCUAUUAUUAUAAAAAAAUUUAGGAGCGGAGAGUUUGCUCCCAAUUUUAAUCCUAUUUUGGAGUGUCAAAAUAAUUGUUAUUUAGAUUUCUCUUUUGUAAUUUCAAUAUCUCCAAUAUCCUAAACAAAAUACUAAUAAUUUUUCUUUGAAAGGAAGACUGAUUAUUUAUUAAGCACAAUUCUAAGAGCAUAAAAUCCUAAUAUCCUCUCCUAUUUAGACUCAGUGUUACAGAAAUCAAGAAACUUAUGUGGACAUCGACCUUCUGAUCCUUAUACAAGAUUCUCAAUAUCUUAAGUUUAUACAGGCAUCAUAAAAACAGACCGAGAUGUAAGGAACAUAUCUAGUUCUCCUUCUAUCUUGUUUCUCAAAAAUCAAUGGUUCAAUAAUCAACAUUAAAAAGCAAAAAGGAAUAUUCAUCUCCAAAAAAAAGUGAAUAAAUUUAAUUUCAAUCAGAGUCCAGCCAAAAUAGGUUUAGUUCCUUAAAGAGAUAACAAUGAGGUUGAGAGUUAAAAGGUAUAGAAUUUAUUAAAUAAUGAAGGUGCAAAUGUGA
Molecule: messenger RNA, 832 nt
Organism: Paramecium pentaurelia
Lineage: Eukaryota; Ciliophora; Oligohymenophorea; Peniculida; Parameciidae
Source: the annotation of a GenBank genome assembly